AUGGAGAAAAAGCUUAGUGAAAAUUCUGAUAAAGACGAGGAAAACAACGCCGGCGACACUCCUCAUCAUGCAUCAUCAUCGGAACCAGGAAAUCCCGAUGAUGCCAUUGCCAAACACGAUGAUCAUGCCAAGGCAGAUUCCGCUGCAGAGGGAGAGGCCACAGAUGAGGUUUCCAAGUGUCCUCUCACCCUCGGCAAGCUUUCGGCAGACGUCGAUUCAUGGAUUGUUGAGACUAUGCUGCACCAGAAAGCAGAUAUCACAGAGAUCCCUGAUUGCGUUGACAAGUUCUUGGAUCUCGUUGAGGAAAAUAUCGUCACGUACGAUGCGGGAGAAGGCAGGCCGAAAUGGGGCGAGGUUCCGGAGCAAGAUUCUUCGUUCCUGGAAUCUGUGAACCGGAUUACAAAGCUCUCCAAGGUGCUGAGUCAAUCUCAAUGUUCCUCGCAGCAUAUCAACGAACGAAGAGAUUCGUUGGCCAACCGUAUCGGGGUCAUGCGUCAGGGGGCCAUGUCGUAUUUGGAGGAGGUGUUCCGGAUGCUCAUGGAAGAAUAUCGAAAUCAAUAUAAAGGCGAAUACGAGUUGAGUGGUUACGAUCCGAAAGGGGAACAGGUAGAACAUGACAGUUCCGCACCGCCGGACUCUGAGCAUUCUGAUUUUCCGGGUUAUUCUGAGGAAACCAUAACCAGCUUGAACAGGAUAGCCGGGGAGAUGAUAUCCUCUGGAUAUGAAUCCGAAUGUUGCCAAGUCUAUAUUAUUUCGAGGAGGAAUGCAUUCGAAGAGAGGCUGCAUAAGUUAGGGUUCGAGAAAAUCAGCAUUGACGACAUUCAGAAACUGCCAUGGGAAUCAUUAGAGAAAGAGAUCCCGACGUGGAUUACAACCUUCAAGGAAUGCGCCUGUAGUUACUUCCCCGGCGAACUGAAGCUCGUGGAAUCUGUGUUCAAAGAGCACCCAUCGAUAGGGGCGGGCCUCUACAGCAACCUAACUCGCGGCGUCGUCAUACUGCUUCUCAAUUUCGCCGAAGGAGUGGCCAUGACGAAGCGCUCCGCCGAGAAGCUAUUCAAAUUCCUCGACAUGUGCGAGACCUUGGGGUUGGUGAUUUCCGCGUUGAACCGUCUACUCACGGAUGAACGUGGGGGUGAGCUCAAGGCCGAAACGGCGUCGGCGAGAAACAGACUCGGAGAGGCUGCGAUAAGCAUAUUCUGUGAUCUGGAGAAUUCAAUCAAAGCGGAAGCGGGAAAAACUGCGGUUCCCGGCGGAGCGGUUCACCCACUGACUCGCUACGUCAUGAACUAUCUCCCGUACGCUUGCGAGUACAAGGACACUUUAGAGCAGGUUUUCAAGGAGCACGCAAAGCUUCAGGGCGCUGCCUCGGCUAGUGGAUCACACCACCAACAUCAGGAAAAUGAUCGAGGCGAAGGGAAGGAGGAGUCGCCGUUCGCGGAUCAGGUGAUGAGGGUGAUGGAAUUGUUGGACGCGAGUCUGGAAGGGAAGGCGAAGCUGUACAAGGACGUGUCACUGGGUUGCAUCUUCAUGAUGAACAACGGGAGGUACAUACUGCAGAAGAUCAAAGGGUCGUCGGAGAUAUACCAACUGUUGGGGAACACAUGGUGUCGGAAGAAGUCAUCGGAUCUCAGGGCGCAACAUAAGAACUACCAAAGGGAAUCAUGGAGUAAGAUAUUGCGUUGUCUGAACCCUGAAGGGUUGACUGUGAGCGGAAAAGUGCAGAAGCCAUUGCUGAAGGAGAGGUUCAAAAGUUUCAAUGCCAUGUUCGAUGAAAUACAAAAGACGCAGAGCUCGUGGAUUGUGAACGACGAACAACUUCAGUCAGAGCUGAGGGUUUCGAUAGCGGGACUGGUCAUUCCGGCGUACAGAGCGUUUGUGGGGAGGUUUUCUCAGAAUUUGACCGCAGGGAGACAAACAGAGAAGUACAUAAAGUACCAGCCUGAGGAUAUAGAGGCUCACAUCGAAAACCUUUUUGCUGGGAACCCCCAGUUCAUGUCUAAAAGGAAGCUAGUGUAA
Messenger RNA from Neltuma alba, 2016 nucleotides. Its product is annotated as exocyst complex component EXO70B1-like. Gene Ontology annotation, cellular component: exocyst. Gene Ontology annotation, molecular function: phosphatidylinositol-4,5-bisphosphate binding. NCBI's taxonomy places the organism in Eukaryota, Viridiplantae, Streptophyta, Magnoliopsida, Fabales, Fabaceae. The coding region runs from base 1 to 2016 and encodes 671 amino acids. The record is from RefSeq and is a predicted model, not a curated record. The transcript has a single exon. Gene Ontology annotation, biological process: exocytosis.